Plectropomus leopardus (leopard coralgrouper) is the source of this 1508-nucleotide messenger RNA. RefSeq names its product claudin-8-like. Gene Ontology annotation, molecular function: structural molecule activity. Lineage: Eukaryota; Metazoa; Chordata; Actinopteri; Perciformes; Serranidae. Gene Ontology annotation, cellular component: bicellular tight junction; membrane. The record is from RefSeq and is a predicted model, not a curated record.
GACGCGUCUCUGACUUUGAGCUGUUGUAAAACAUUACAAUUUGUUGGCGACGUGAGAUAACUAAUUUGGACAUAGCUGAACUCUUGAACACUACACAAUGGUUCAAGGUGUUUCGGAGAUAGCUGCAAUGUGCGUUGGUCUCAUCGGGCUGAUAGGGGCAGCAGCUACUACAGGGAUGCCCAUGUGGAAGGUGACAGCUUUCAUUGGGGAGAACAUCAUUGUGAUGGAAACCCGCUGGGAGGGCUUGUGGAUGAACUGCUACAGACAGGCCAACAUCAGGAUGCAGUGUAAGGUGUACGACUCCUUGCUAUUUUUGCCCCCAGAGUUACAGGCAGCCAGGGGUCUGAUGUGCUGUUCUCUGGCUUUGUCAGGGGUGGGGCUCUUUCUGGCUCUGGCAGGGAUGCGGUGUACAUCCUGUAUUCAAGAUAAUGAUCGAGCUAAGACCAUCAUCCUGAUGGUUGCAGGUGGUAUGCAGUUCAUGGCCUGUAUCUGUGUCUUUAUUCCUGUGUCAUGGACAGGUCAUGUCAUCAUCAGAGAUUUUUACAAUCCUUUGCUAAUUGAUGCCCAGAGGAGGGAGCUGGGAGAGGCUCUCUAUGUAGGUUGGGUGACUGGCGCCUUCCUUUUUGCCUCAGCCCUCUUGUUUGUCUGCCGCCGUGUACCCUCGGACAAAGGCUCAUUCGACAUGUAUCAACAAGCCAACUUGCUUAGUUACAAGCAAGCACCCAACAAGCCAACUCUAAGGAAUUAUCAUCCCAUCCCCAGUCUUUCAUCCCUCCGAUCUACUGUAUACUAUCCUUCUCUUCAGAACAACGGCUCUGUCCGACAACAACAACUUGCGACGCCACUGCAAAACAUCCCUCAAGUAAUGACAAAUGAUGGAACGCCGAUCAACCAACCUCUUGUCUAUAAGUCGGGUCUUCCUGAAAACGCAUCAUUGUUAUAUCAAGGUAGCAUGGCUCACCAGUCCUCCAUGCAGAGUUCUAACCACGUGGGAAGCUUGUAUACACCCGGCAACUCGCUGUAUAUUAGCCAAAACACCACGCCACAUUCACUGACAUAUAUCGGCAAUCCUACUGCGUCCUACCAAUCCAGUUUUCAUCCGCUUCCACACACACCUGUCUUCAUUGGAUAUAAAUCAUCAAGAAUCCAACCAGAUUCUCACAGUGGCAGCAGUGGUGGUGUAUAUAUAUAAAUAUGAGUGUAUUUUUGUAGCUGGUUAAACUUUAUGGACACCAAGCACUAUGCUUCAAUAGUGUAUCAAAAGCUAAUUCAAACUUCUAUCAUCAGGUAAAAUGAAGGUAAAUAAUGUUUCUAUUAAUGUAUUUGGGAUUAUCCUGAUGCCCAGACUAAAUAGCGUGUUCAUGUUUUUUUUUCUGCUAUUAAUACAAGUUUUAUAAUUUGUGUUAUAUUUGUGUGAAAAUAACAACAUAUGAGUUGUUUGAUCAAGCUGAAAUUAGCUGCUGUUGUUGUUAGUGUAAAUAAAGGUGACAUUGUGCUGUUUUCAUGAA